Molecule: messenger RNA, 2074 nt
Organism: Gadus chalcogrammus (walleye pollock)
Lineage: Eukaryota; Metazoa; Chordata; Actinopteri; Gadiformes; Gadidae
Gene: entpd1
Product: ectonucleoside triphosphate diphosphohydrolase 1
Exons: 10
Coding region: 583-2061 (492 amino acids)
Biological process (GO): nucleoside diphosphate catabolic process
Cellular component (GO): plasma membrane
Molecular function (GO): GDP phosphatase activity; UDP phosphatase activity
Source: RefSeq, a predicted model, not a curated record
AGUUGCAACAGAUGGCUUACAGGAAACCAAUUUCAUGCAACAUACUCAUAAAGAUUGUGUAUCUGCAUUUUAUGUGUGUCGGUGUGUGUGUGUGUGGGUUGGUGUAAUUGACUUGUUGUAAAUGCGGGUGUGUGAGAGAGGGUUUGUGUGUGUGUGUGUGUUGGUGUGUGUUAGACUUGGUGUUCUUGUGUGUGUGUGUGUGUGCGUACCCUCACCUUUGGCCCGCUCUGUGAGGGUCCUCCAGCGGGGGUCUGGGCUGGCCUAAGCAGGUGUGCGUCCUUGUUUUACCACUCGCCCUUCUACAGUGUUUCACACAGUCCGUUUCCCAGAGAGAGGAACCGUUGAAAUAGUGCAGAGUAAUGAAUUGAAGUGGUCAUUUCCACGCAGUGCUGUGAGAUAACGAAAGUACAGCUCUCAAGAAGGGGGAGGUGAUUGCUAAGAACAUAACGACAUCAAGUGCGCGAGUCACCAGGCGUUUGUUUUGAAAUUUUAAAUGCUUGAGCUAUUAGAUAAUGACUCACUUCGGAAAUGUUAGUCUGGUUGGCGCAUGGCCAUCGUGAGUAAGGAGUCUGAGUAUCCUAGAUGAAAGAGGCGAGUCCGGGCUACAGAACUGUGACCAUCUUCGUCGCCGGGAUCGCCGUCAUCGCGCUCGUUGCCCUGGUGACCGUGGGAGUGUUGCAAAACAAGCCCCUCCCCCAGAAGUACAAGUAUGGCAUAGUGAUGGACGCAGGCUCCUCCCACACGGCGCUCUACAUCUACCAAUGGCCGGCGGAGAAGGACAACAACACCGGCCGCGUCACGCAGACCGACUCCUGCAGGGUUGACGGUCCGGGUAUCUCCAGCUACGCCUCCAACCCGCGGGGGGCAGCGGAGUCCCUGGGAGAGUGCAUGCUGAAGGCCAGGCAGGCCGUCCCAAGCAGCCGGCACGGGGAGACCCCUCUGUACCUCGGGGCCACGGCCGGGAUGAGGCUGCUCAACAUUGAGAACGCGUCGGCCUCUGACGCUGUGUUCCAGGCGGUGGAGGCGGCCCUCCACAGCGCCCCGUUCUCCUUCCGGGGGGCGCGCAUCCUCAGCGGGCAGGAAGAGGGCGCCUUCGGCUGGGUGACCGUCAACUACCUGGACGACCGCCUCACACAGGGCCAGGAGACCACCGGUGCACUGGAUCUGGGCGGGGCCUCCACGCAGAUCAGCUUCGUCUCCGCCCGCUUCGACGGAACCGAGUCGCCCGACAACCUGAUGACCUUCCGUCUCUACGGCAACGACUACAACCUGUACACACACAGCUACCUGUGCUACGGCAAGGACCAGGCGCUGCGGAAGAUGCUGGCGCUCCAGACCGCGUCGGGACCAACGAGUCUGUCCGACCCGUGUUUCCAUCCGGGCUACAUCAGGACGAGGGACUACUCUGAGCUCUACGCCUCCCCCUGCGUCGCCCGCAGCAAACCCCAAGCGUCUCCGAGGAACUUCACCCUCAAGGGGACGGGAGACUUCGACUCGUGCCGGACGGCCGUCAAAAAGAUCUUUGACUUCUCCAAGUGCAAUUUCAGCCGCUGCUCCUUCAACGGGGUCUUCCAGCCCGAGUUGCAGGGGUCUUUCGGGGCCUUCUCAGCCUACUACUUUGUGUUGGACUUCCUGAACCUGACCGACACCUCGGCCCCCAUGGAGACCAUCAAAGAUAAACUCAGAGAGUACUGCGCCACGCCCUGGGCCGAUAUGCAGAGGCAGCAUCCCAGCACCAAGGUGAAAUACUUGGCUGAGUACUGCUUCAGCGGCACAUACAUCCUCACCCUGCUGACCGAAGGCUACAACUUCACCGCCGACACCUUCAAGGAAAUCACCAUCAUCAGGAAGAUCAAAGGCAGCGACGCGGGCUGGACGCUGGGCUACAUGCUGAACCUGACCAACAUGAUCCCGGCCGAGGCCCCCGACGCCCCCCCGCUGCCCCACGCCGGCUACGUGUCCAUCAUGGUGCUCACGGGCCUGUUGCUGGGGGUCCUUCUCCUCUUCAUCACCUACACCCUCAGCAAGACGCAGUGCUCCAACCCGCACAAGAUCGUAUGAGCUGAGGCCUGUA